Molecule: messenger RNA, 981 nt
Organism: Penicillium verhagenii
Lineage: Eukaryota; Fungi; Ascomycota; Eurotiomycetes; Eurotiales; Aspergillaceae
Exons: 5
Coding region: 1-981 (326 amino acids)
Source: RefSeq, a predicted model, not a curated record
AUGCCGAGAUCCGUUCAACACUGGCCUGGGGGAAUUCCCAGUUCCAUCAAACCACACCCGGAAACGGAUUUAUCUUGGGACCAGAUCAAGGAGGAAGUUAAGGGCUGGCUCUUGUUUGUACAGGUUUCUGCUGCAGCAGUAAACAACUGUGUUGACGACUACGAGCUACACCAGCGGCGACAACUCGUAGAAAAAUGGGCCUCAGCCACACAGGAAAUGCGGGAUUCGUACCAAUCGCGUGCGCCUAUAGGUCUUCCAGGUACAGAGGGGCCAGAUAAAAGGGGGCCUAUUGAAGGCCUUCGGUAUCCAGCCGAAGCACUGGAACAUAUCUACGACACUCUCCAACCAGAAGAUGUUUGCGGCCUGGUUUCCCUUGUCCCUAUUGACGAGGCCCAUGCUGCCAAUCGGGCGCGAUGGGUCAAAUUCGCCAUCAUGUUGUACGAUUAUGAUAUCGAGACUGGGCACUGUCUACUUGAUAACUACAUGCCCUCGAAGGCUGCCACCUUGAAUCCAGCAACCAUCGCCACCAAUUCUUCAAUAGAAGCAUAUCUACCCUGGAAGAAUCUGGAGACCGCAAACUUUCUAAAUCUCACACAGAAUGGCACCGUUCUGUAUCUCCGAGGUAAUAACGGCCCACAUAUGCUGGUUGAUGAAGAAGGCCUUAAAACCGGCCGUUUGUCAAUGGUCAAGUAUGAGAUAAACGGCACUGUUGAGGAGGCUCUUCAAAUCCGCCCGUUCAAUAUGCGAUGGCCAUAUUUGUAUAAGUCGGAAAUCACGCAGGAUCUUGAUAGGAUCCGCCAUGUUCAGGACUUGAUAUGGAUCUACCGAUCAUCGAGCUUCUCUGUCAAGCUCAGGCCGCUAACCAACUUCCAAGAACAAUGGACUUAUGUGAUCGAGAGCAAUGGAUGGAUGAUAUUGAACUUUAUGCCCCAGGCUACUUACGUUUCGAGGAAGAAGGGCGUGCGGGAGAGUAUCCCUUGA